GACACGAGAAGCCAGUAGUAGGCGCUGUGAUGUGUUGAGAACUAAUAAUAUGUAUAAUGGCGCCUGCGCCUGGGGUACCACGCACUGGGAGGCUCUGAGAUAUACGAGAAACCAGUAGUAGGCGCUGUGGCGGGAUGAGGGCGAAUAUGUACAACGGCGCAUGCGUGUCGAAGGGAUUCCAUCCUGUCUUAAGGUUAAGGCGGCCAGACGCCGAACUUCGAGUCAUGAUGUUACAGGAAGCGAGCCAGGAGACGAGGAAUCCAUUACAGAUUUUACAAGAAAUGAGCUCUUGGCACUCAAGACUAGUUUUGCAAGACCGAAGUAUGCCAACACCUAUAGAAUGGAACCUUACAGGAAAUGUGAGGCUCAUGUAGCAAGGAAAAAAGUGGAAGAGAUCCUGAAGAAUAAACUUAAAGAUUUCAAAUAUCAAGGUUCCAAUGGUGCCUCCACAUGUACAGAACUCACAGGAGAAAUAUUAGCAGCUGUCAAGGAGCUGGACUUUGAUCGCUACAAAUAUAUAGUCCAAGUAUUUAUUGUAGAAAAGACUGGACAGUCAAUACAUAUUGCCAGCAGAUGGGUCUGGGAUGUUGCAAGAGACACAUGGAUUCAAGGUCAAUAUGAAACUGAGGACUAUAUAGCAGUGGCUCUCAUAAUUGCUUGUUAUUAUGAGUAAAUCUUGGCAAACAACCACAGUAAUGUUCAAGUUUUUAUCUAUUAUAAUAUGCUAUGUUUGAUCAAAUAAAUGUCGCCAACAUUAUUUUUCCA
This is a messenger RNA of Anolis carolinensis (green anole), 765 nucleotides long. It is a transcript of the gene dynlt2, whose product is annotated as dynein light chain Tctex-type 2. The transcript is spliced from 4 exons. Lineage: Eukaryota; Metazoa; Chordata; Lepidosauria; Squamata; Anolidae. Bases 161 to 673 code for a protein of 170 amino acids. Gene Ontology annotation, cellular component: cytoplasmic dynein complex; cytoplasm. Gene Ontology annotation, biological process: microtubule-based movement. The record is from RefSeq and is a predicted model, not a curated record. Gene Ontology annotation, molecular function: dynein intermediate chain binding.